AGUAACCGUGGUUGUGUUGGUGUCUCAGUGAUCGGGAGUACCCCAGGCUGGGUCAGAUGAUCGUGGACUACGAGAAUCCUCUGAAGAAGCUGAUGGAGGAGUUUGUUCCUCACGGGAAGUCUCUGUCGGAUGCGCUGAUCAGUCUUCAGAUGGUUUACCCUCGCAGGAACCUGUCAGCUGAUCAGUGGAGGAACGCCCAGCUGCUGUCUCUGAUCUCCGCUCCGUCAACCAUGCUCAACCCCGCCCAGUCGGACACGAUGCCGUGUGAAUAUCUGUCUCUGGACGCGAUGGAGAAGUGGAUCGUUUUCGGCUUCAUCCUCUGCCACUCGGUGCUGAACACUGACGCCACGGCUCUUUCUCUGUGGAAGCUGGCUCUGCAGAGCUCCACCUGCCUCUGCCUCUUCAGAGACGAGGUGUUCCACAUCCACAAGGCAGCAGAGGACCUGUUCGUCAACAUCAGAGGGUACAACAAACGCAUCAAUGACAUCAGAGAGUGCAAGGAGCAGGCUCUGUCUCAUGCAGGCUCAAUGCACCGAGAGAGGCGUAAAUUCCUCCGAUCGGCACUGAAGGAACUCGCCACUGUGUUAGCCGACCAGCCAGGACUGCUGGGCCCUAAGGCGUUGUUCGUGUUCAUGGCGUUAUCGUUCGCUCGAGACGAGAUCAUCUGGCUUCUGCGACACGCCGACAACAUCCAGAAGAAAAGCACCGACGACUUCAUCGACAAGUACGCAAACACAUGCACAUAA
Notothenia coriiceps (black rockcod) is the source of this 746-nucleotide messenger RNA. Its product is annotated as nck-associated protein 1-like. The record is from RefSeq and is a predicted model, not a curated record. The coding region runs from base 57 to 746 and encodes 229 amino acids. NCBI's taxonomy places the organism in Eukaryota, Metazoa, Chordata, Actinopteri, Perciformes, Nototheniidae. Gene Ontology annotation, cellular component: SCAR complex. The transcript has 7 exons. Gene Ontology annotation, biological process: cell migration; cell morphogenesis; cortical actin cytoskeleton organization.